AUGUUGAUCAAUCUGUGUUUCUGUUGUUUGUCUCGCGCAGAACUGCUGCACGCCGGCAGUGUGUCUUUGUUUUUGGGCCCCUCCGAUGGCCUCCUUUCCCAUUCCCUGCUGUUGGAUGAGGAGAGAGGUCGUCUUCUGCUGGGAGCCAGGGAUCACAUCUACCUGCUUGACCCUGACAACCUGGCCAAAAAUCCCAGAAAGAUCCACUGGCCUGCACCUUGGGACCGAGUGGACGCAUGCAAACUGGCUGGCAAAAACUCAAACGAGUGCGCUAACUUCGUGAGGGUGCUCCACAACUACAACAUGACCCAUGCCUACGCCUGCGGGACAGGAGCCUUCCACCCCAGCUGUGCGUUCAUUGAAAUCAGCGGUUCCAGACAGGAUGGAACUUUCCAGCUGCUGCCUGGUACAGUGGAGUCUGGCAGAUUGAAAUGUCCUUUUGAUCCCUUGCAGUCAUUCACCUCAGUCCUCACAGAUCAGUACCUGUAUGUGGGCACAGCCUCUGACUUCCUGGGCAAGGACACCACGUUCACACGCUCGCUCGGCCCGCCACCCGACCAGCACUACAUACGCACGGACAUCGCCGAGGACUACUGGAUCAAUGAGGCCAAGUUCAUAUCCGCACACCCCAUAGCGGACACCUACAACCCGGACGACGACAAGAUGUACUUUUUCUUUCGGGAGGUGUCGUGGGAAGGAAACGACAAGAGCAUUCUGUCCCGUGUGGCUCGGGUUUGCCAGAAUGACGUGGGCGGGCUGAGGAGUUUGACCAACAAAUGGACCACCUUCCUCAAGGCCAGACUGCUGUGCUCCAUACCCGGGCCUGAUGGAGUGGACACGCACUUUGAUGAGCUGCAGGACAUUUUUAUGCUGCCCACCAGGGACCCGAAGAACCCCACAGUGUACGCAGUCUUCACCACCUCCAGCUCCAUUUUCAGAGGCUCAGCUGUGUGCGUGUACAGCAUGUCGGACAUUAGAGCUGUGUUUAACGGGCCCUACGCUCACAAGGAGGGGCCAGACCACCGAUGGGUAGAAUAUGAGGGACAUAUACCGUACCCCCGUCCCGGAACGUGCCCCAGCAAGACCUACGACCCCAGGAUCAAGACCACCAAGGACUUCCCGGAUGAGGUCGUCAGCUUCAUUCGCAUCCACCCGCUGAUGCACCGCGCAGUCCACCCUCUGAGUGGACGACCCGUGUUCACGCGUGUCCGCGUGGACUACAGCCUCACGCAGAUUGUGGUGGACCGGGUCUUGGCGGAGGACGGCCAGUACGAGGUCCUCUUCCUGGGCACAGACGCUGGCACGGUUCUGAAGGUGGUGAGCAUCACCCGAGACAAGCGGCUGACGGAGGAAGUGGUGCUAGAAGAGCUUCAAGUGUUCCAGGUUCCCACGCCCAUUCUGAAUAUGGAGAUAUCUUCUAAGCAGCAACAGCUGUACGUGGGAUCCAGCCAGGGCCUGGCCCAGGUUUCGCUCAGCAGGUGUGGCCUCUACGGUCAAGCCUGCGCCGAGUGCUGCCUCGCCCGAGACCCCUACUGUGCCUGGGAUGGACACACCUGUUCCAGAUACAUACCUGCGUCCAAAAGGAGAGCCAGAAGACAAGACAUCAAGCACGGAGACCCCGCCAGCCAAUGUUGGGAUACAGAAGACAGUCUUGGUGUGGGUCGGGUGGAGGAGAGAGUUCUCUUCGCAGUCCAGAGCAACUCGACCUUCCUGGAGUGCGUCCCCAAAUCUCAGCAGUCCCAGAUCCGCUGGUUUGUCCGAAGAACUGGAUCGGAACACAGGGAAGAGGUCCGGCCGGACGAUCGGGUCAUCCAAACAGAACGAGGCCUCUUGAUCCGCGCCCUGCACGCCGCCGACGUGGGCGUGUACGAGUGCCAGGCUCAGGAGCACACUCGUUUCGUGCACACCCUCCGCCGCCUCACGCUGCAGCUCGUGCCACAAGGACACCUGGACAGAAAGACCAAGUCCGGCGAGGACCCCCUUGCGGAGCUGAAGAACGCUCGCCAUUACAAAGACUACCUGAGGCUGAUGAGCUCCCCCGUGGGGUCGCUGGAGGACUACUGCGACUCGCUCUGGCUUGAGAAGAGGUCGUCAAAGGCUCGGGGGCGAGCGAUGGGCGCCGGAAAGUGGAAACACAUCCAGGAACUGAAGAAGAGCAGGAACCGGCGGCACCACAGGGAGUGACUGACAAAUUAUUGACCAUUGCGGUGAAAAAGUGAGGACUGUAAAAGCGUAUCUCUAUAUCUUGCACACUAUGGGCCUGAUUUGCCAAAAUCCAAAUACCACGUGCUAAACAGCAGGUGCAAACUAUACAAUUGCUUGUACUAUUCAUAAUAAUGAUAAUAGAUUUUAUUUUUUAAAAAGCACUUUACAUUGAGUAAACAACCUCAAAGUGCUACAGUGGAUUAAAAAAAAUAAAAAGAUAAUUAAAAAAAUAAAUACAAAAAAAAACUAGAACAGCCAAAUAGCUAAAACUAGUAUGCAUAUCUAAAAAAAAUAUUUUUUUAAAAAGAAGGGUUUUUAAGCCUUUUUUAAAAGCAUCCACAGUCUGUGGUGCCCUUAGGUGGUCAGGGAGAGCGUUCCACAGACUGCCCGGUCUCCCAUUGUUCACAGCUUUGUCCUCGAAAGUCGGAGGAGGUCGUGUGGAGGAUUUGGGGGUGAGUAGUUCUUUGAGGUAGAGGCGGGCAUUUCCAUGGAGGCACUGGUGGGUUAGUAGGGAGACUUUGAAUUCAAUCCUGAGUGGAACAGGAAUCCAGUGAAAGGAUUUGAGAGUUGGUGUGAUACGGUCAUAUUUCCGCACUCUCAUCAGGAGAUAUUCAUGGGCGUGUUGCGUGUGAUCGACUAAAACUGCCUGUGCAGACCGCCUUGUUUAAAUGAGGUUUUUGACAGUACUGCUAGCUGUGGCCAUGGAAACACUCAUUUCCCGCCACAUUCAUGUUACGACACAUUUAACAUCCCUAACUCCUUUUCAGCAAUGUAGAAUUGCAAUCAAGACAACACAAAAUAUUUUGGAAUGAUCUAAAUGCAACAAAAUGCUUGUUGAAAAAAGUUUUUCGGUAUACAACCAGAGAUGUCCGAUAAUAUCAGACUGCCGAUAUUAUCGGCCGAUAAAUGCUUUAAAAUGUAACAUCGGAAAUCAUCGGUAUCGGUUUCAAAAAGUAAAAUGUAUGACUUUUUAAAACGCCGCUGUACACGAGCAGUUACGUCUCCCAGUCAUACUUGCCAACCCUCCCGAUUUUCCCGGGAGACUCACGAAUUUCAGUGCCCCUCCUGAAAAUCUCCCGGGGCAACCAUUCUCCCGAUAUUUCUCCCGAUUUCCACCCGGACAACAAUAUGUUGCGUGCCGGCCCAAUCACAUAAUAUCCAAGGCUUUUCACGCACACAAGUGAAUGCGAGCCAUACUUGGUCAACAGCCAUACAGGUCACACUGAGGGUGGCCGUACAAACAACUUUCACACUGUUACAAAUAUGCGCCACACUGUGAAGCCACACCAAACAAGAAUGACAAACACAUUUCGGGAGAAAAUCCGCACCGUAACACAACAUAAAAACCAUUCCAUCCAUCUUCUUCCGCUUAUCCGAGGUCGGGUCACGGAGGCAGCAGCCUAAGCAGGGAAGCCCAGACUUUCCUCUCCACAGCCACUUUGUCCAGCUCUUCCCAGGGGGAUCCUGAGGCGUUCCCAGGCCAGCCGGGAGACAUAGUCUUACCAACGUGUCCUGGGUCUUCCCCGUGGCCUCCUACCGGUUGGACGUGCCCUAAACACCUCCCUAGGGAGACGUUCGGGUGGCAUCCUGACCAGAUGCUCAAACCACCUCAUCUGGCUCCUCUCCAUGUGGAGGAGCAGUGGCUUUACUUUGAGCUCCUCCCGGAUGACAGAGCUUCUCACCCUAUCUCUAAAGGAGAGCCCCGCCACAUGGCGGAGGAAACUCAUUUUGGCCGCUUGAAACCCGUGAUCUUGUCCUUUCGGUCAUAACCCAAAGAUCAUGAUCAUAGGUGAGGAUGGGAACGUAGAUCGACCGGUAAAUUGAGAGCUUUGCCUUCCGGCUCAGCUCCUUCUUCACCACAACGGAUCGAUACAGCGUCCGCAUUACUGAAGACGCCGCACUGAUCCGCCUGUCGAUCUCACGAUUCAUUCUUCCCUCACUCGUGAACAAGACUCCGAGGUACUUGAACUCCUCCACUUCGGGCAAGAUCUCCUCCCCACCCCAGAGAUGGCACUCAACCUUUUUCUGGGCGAGAACCAGACUUCCCUUUCCCCAGCUACUUCGUCCAGCACCUCCCGGGGGAUCCCGAGGCAUUCUCAGGCCAGCCGGGAGACAUAGUCUUCCCAACGUGUCCUGGGUCUUCCCUGUGGCCUCCUACCGGUCGGACGUGCCAUAAACACCUCCCUACGGAGGCGUUCGGGUGAGAUCCUGACCAGAUGCCCGAACCACCUCAUCUGACUUCUCUCCAUGUGGAGGAGCAUCGGCUUUACUCUGAGCUCCUCCUCGAUGACAGAGCUUCUCACCCUAUCUCUAAGGGUGGAGGAAACUCAUGUGGACAGCUUGUAGCCGGGAUCUUGUCCUUUCGGUCAUAACCCAAAGCUCACGACAAUAGGUGAGGAUGGGAACGUACGUUUGUAGAUCAACCGGUAAAUUGAAAGCUUUGCCUUCUGGCUCAGCUUCUUCACCACAACAGAUCGAUACUAGGUCCGCAUUCUGAAGACGCCGCACUGAUCCGCCUGUCGAUCUUACGAUCCUCUCUUCCUUCACUCGUGAACAAGACUCCAAGGUAGUUGAACUCCUCACCUUGGGGCAAGAUCUCUUCCCCAAUCCGGAGAUGGCACUCCAUCCUUUUCUGGGCGAGAACCAGACUCCCCUUUCCCCAGCUACUUUGUCCAGCUCUUCCCAGGGGAUCCCGAGGCAUUCCCAGGGUCUUACCCGUGGCCUCCUACCAGUCGGACGUGACAUAAACACCUCCCUUCUGAGAUGUUCGGGUGACAUCUUGGCCAGAUGCCUGAACCACCUCAUCUGACUUCUCUCCAUGUGGAGGAGCAGCGGCUUUACUCUGAGUUCCUCUUGGAUGACAGAGCUUCUCACCCUAUCUCUAAGGGUGGAGUUAACUCUUUUGGGGCGCUUGUACCCGGGAUCUUGUCUUUUCGGUCAUAACCCAAAGCUCAUGACCAUAGGUGAUGACGAGAACGUAGAUCGACCAGUAAAUUGAGAGUUUUGCCUUCCGACUCAGCUCUUUCUUUACGACAACUGACCGAUACAGGGUCCGCAUUACUGCAGACACCGCACCGAUCCGCUUGUCGAUCUCAUGAUCCACUCUUCCCUCACUCGUGAACAAGACUCCAAGGUACUUGAACUCCUCCACUUGGGGCAAUAUCUCCUCCCCAACCCGGAUUGAUUGAUUGAUUGUUUGAGACUUUUAUUAGUAGAUUGCACAGUACAGUACAUAUUCCGUACAAUUGACCACUAAAUGGUAACACCCGAAUAAGUUUUUCAACUUGUUUAAGUCGGGGUCCACGUUAAUCAAUUCAUGGUAAAAGAUGGCACUCCACCCUUUUCUGGGCGAGAACCAUGGACUCGGACUUGUUAAGAAUAAAUAAGAAUAUUAAAUCAACGCUAGGUUAAAAAGGUGAGUCUCGAGUUUGUUUAAAAAAAAUCGCAACACAUACUUAGAGACACAAAAUAGCGCCCGCAGAGCAGUUACAGCCUUGUUAAAUCACACUGCCCGUGCUAAAUGAGUAUUGUGGCCAUUCUAUUGAUCAACAAUAAUACUGCAUAUGCACCAACACGCUAAACGGAUUGUGCGCUCCUUACUCUGCUCACUAAGAUGUAAUCCUCUAGUAGCCCUAUCAAGUUUGCAUGCCACUGAGUGCACGCAAACCUUGAGUAGAUACCAGAACCAUCCAUUAUUUGGUCAUUGUAAUACAUUAAAAGAUUGUUGAGUUUGUGUUUCCUCUCAGUGAUGACAAUGCAUUCAUGUUGAAUGUCUGUAAAUAACUGUAGAACUUGUACAGUAUCGUGUAGAACACUUCCAGUGUAGUCCUAGGACUUUAGUCUGAUAGCAAAGAAGGCUGUGGCGUCAGGGUCAGCCCGAACUACAUUUUUGUACCGGAGAUCCACUUUGAAAACUAUUUAAAUAAAUGUUUCUUGUUCCAAACUCAAAAUGUAACCCCAGUGAAUAAAUAUAAGAAGUGUGGAGUUUCUAGAACACGAGCAGAUUUAGAAUUGGUUGGUUGGCAUUUUUCCAGGUGUCCCGAUAUAGCAACGUAGGUCCCUGAAGGCUUUGCGUCGGGAUGAUUCAGUACCAGCUGCUCUCUUGUUUACGGAGAGUGCGUGCAUGAAAAGCAAACCACUACCAUGUUUUCUGGGACUGCUCCACCAUAAAGGACUAUUGGAAAGAGAUACACCAAAUCUCUACAGGAUAUUUUCAAAUGUGAAGUAUCCCUUGAAAGUUCGACUUUCACAGUCGUGGUCAAAAGAACAUAAUGUCAUGGCUGUCAUGGAGUUUCCGAUAAUUUCUACAACUCUUAUUUUUAUGGGAUAGAGCAGGGGUGUCCAAACUUUUUCCACUGAGGGCCGCACACGGGAAAAUUAAAGCAUGUGGGGGCCAUUUUGAUAUUUUUCAUUUUCAAACCAUAACAAAAUAUAUGCCUUUUUUAUUUAUUUUACCUUUAGGGGUCCCGGGGACCAUAAAGGCUCUCAGUCAUUAAAAUGUUAAAAAUAAGUCAGAUUAUUAUUUUUGUAAAAUUAUCUAACGCUUACAGUAAAUCUCUACAUCAACUUCAAGUGGAUAUAAAGUAAUACAAAUUAAAAAAUUGUUUUUAUGGCUUUUCUGUCAAAAACCACUUUGUUUUUUUAUAGUAAAACUGAAAUAUGCAGUAUUUAGUAAUUAGAGCCCUAAAAGAUCAAUAAUGCAGGACACCAUUGAUUUUAAUUAUUUCAUAUUUUUGAGUAAUCACAGUGAAAAGAUAAAUAAAAAAUCACUAAAUAUAUUUGGGAUCCAAAAGGUGCCCCACUCAUAAAGUGAUACAUUUUUAUUAGGUUUUUCUUUUACUUUCAACACUUAAGUUACGAGAUCAACUUCAGAUAUAUCUGCCGAUUUUAUGCUGGAACUAUUAUUUUGUUUGUUUUAUGUGCUUUUGUCAAAGAAAAAUGUGAUGUUUUUA
Molecule: messenger RNA, 7157 nt
Organism: Entelurus aequoreus (snake pipefish)
Lineage: Eukaryota; Metazoa; Chordata; Actinopteri; Syngnathiformes; Syngnathidae
Product: semaphorin-3D-like
Exons: 16
Coding region: 1-2184 (727 amino acids)
Biological process (GO): neural crest cell migration; negative chemotaxis; positive regulation of cell migration
Molecular function (GO): semaphorin receptor binding; chemorepellent activity
Source: RefSeq, a predicted model, not a curated record